CAAUUCGGUUUUCCCCACUAAAACAUUCUCAAUUUAGCAAGCGUAAUUAUAGAUUGUAAUUAUGAACAGUUUCAAGUGCUUUCGUUGUAGGUUUUUGCAUGUGCAACUAAAUAGUGUGAAAAAUCUAUUGGACGUAAAACUUGCCAUUUUGAAAAAGGUACAACACAUUCAAUGGCAUACUAAUUUAUUAUAAAACGUGUAUGAUCGUAUAUUCCAUAGUUUUUCUGCGCAAACAAAUCGAUAAAUUUCUUCCAUUUAUUAACAACAGAACAAACUAAAUUAAGGGCCACACCCAGCAAAGGGGUUGGCUUUAAUGCAUAUAUAGUCAGUUUGUUAAGGAAAAGCAGUCCCCGUGCUGCUUUUUCAGUUAAAUACUAAAAUGGGAAAUAAAUUGAUUACUUUUACGGACCAGCAGUUGGUGAAUUAUCAGGACUGCACGUUUUUUACCAGGAAGGAUAUUUUAAGGGUGUACAAGAAGUUUCGAGACAUUAAGCCCGAUUUGAUUCCAAGGGUCAUAAAAGGAAACGAGGCAUAUUCUAUAAAGAUUCCUGUGGAAUAUAUUGAGGAACUUGCAGAAUUUAAGGAGAAUCCGUUCAAGAGGAGAAUACUUGAAGUGUUUUCCAGAGACGCAAAAGGCAACUUAACAUUUGAAGACUUUUUGGAUAUGUUAUCGGUGUUCAGUGAGGGAGCUCCGCGUGAUAUAAAAGUGUUUUAUGCCUUUAGGAUAUAUGAUUUUGACAACGAUGAUUUUAUAGGACCAGAAGACAUUGAUGUGGCCCUAACGUUAUUAACAAAACAAGAAUUAACAGCUGAGGAAAAACAACAGAUUACCGAGAAAGUCAUGGAGGAAUCUGAUGUGGAUGGAGAUGGAAAACUAUCCUACAUUGAGUUUGAACAUUGCAUCACUAGAGCACCAGAGUUUUUGUCUACCUUCCAUAUAAGGAUUUAAGUUUGUAACAUUGAAAUAAAAUACGUAAGGUAACA
Molecule: messenger RNA, 984 nt
Organism: Anthonomus grandis grandis
Lineage: Eukaryota; Metazoa; Arthropoda; Insecta; Coleoptera; Curculionidae
Gene: Cib2
Product: calcium and integrin-binding family member 2
Exons: 5
Coding region: 380-949 (189 amino acids)
Molecular function (GO): calcium ion binding
Source: RefSeq, a predicted model, not a curated record